Messenger RNA from Humulus lupulus (European hop), 624 nucleotides. RefSeq lists its product as uncharacterized. The record is from RefSeq and is a predicted model, not a curated record. The transcript is spliced from 3 exons. Lineage: Eukaryota; Viridiplantae; Streptophyta; Magnoliopsida; Rosales; Cannabaceae. Bases 1 to 624 code for a protein of 207 amino acids.
AUGGAAGAAGAAGUCUUAAAGGGAAAUAAGAAUACCACAACCUUUACCAAGCAAUCAUGGAAAUAUAUAAAGGAAGAGCUUUGUGCACGAGCAAAAAGAAAUUAUAGUAAUAUGCAACUAAGGAACAAAUACAAUCAAUUAAAGCAAAAGCAUAAGGAUUUUAAGUCUUUACUGAAAGAGACUGGUAUGGGAUACAAUGCAGUGACUGGAGAAGUUAGUGCGACAGAUGAAGUUUGGGAUAAACUUAUUCAAGUUAACAAUCCUUCUACUAGGGAUGAAGAAAGUGGUUUUGAUGAGGAUGGUAGCAAAAGAAGAGGUAAAUCAACAGCCACUUCAAACUCUCAAUCAGUAAAAAGAGCAAAGUUCUCAUCAGCUUUGGCAGAUGCACUGGCAACAUAUAAUGAAACUGCAAAGCGAAAGACAGAAUUGAUAGAGAGAUCAAUGGCAACAUCUGCAUCACAUUACUUAUUUGAUGAGAGUGUUGAAGCUCUUAAUCAAAUUGAUGGAAUUAGUGGAAAAGUAUACGCAAAAGCUAUUGAGAAGUUUGAGAACGAGGUGUCCAGAGCAUUGUUUCUAAAGAUGCCAGAGCAUAGAAGAAUAGAUUGGUUGCUGAAUUUGAAGUGA